AUGUCCACAGCAGAGAUUGGAGACUUGAUUGAGUUUGUGAACAUGUGGCUGGGAUUGUCUCUUUGGGGUGUUUAUGUUGGAGAGGGCCAUGUUAUCCAUUUUGGGGUGGGAGAUGAGAACAUGACACAGAAAGCCUGCCGCAGCUUCCUUCAACAAAUGGUUCCAAACUCGAAUGGUGAUCAUCUUCUGAAGAAGACCAGAAUCUGCAUGCAGCCUAUUACGGAUAUCAAAGUACCUAUAGGCACUCAAAUCAGGGUCAACAACAACAAACACAAUCUGGUUCCAUCGCCACAGGAGACGAUGAGGCAUCGCUAUGAAACUUUUCUGCACCAGGAGUUCAAAUACGACCUGAUGAACUUCAACAGUGAGCAUUUUGCCACAUUUGUUCGAUACGGCCACGCUGUGUGCACCCAGAUUCCCUUUAAGAAAAACAAUGAAGUGCAUCUGGAUACAACUCAGACUCUGCAAAUGAUAAUGCAGCAGCGGAUGGAGACAGAAACUUGA
Molecule: messenger RNA, 504 nt
Organism: Xiphias gladius (swordfish)
Lineage: Eukaryota; Metazoa; Chordata; Actinopteri; Istiophoriformes; Xiphiidae
Product: phospholipase A and acyltransferase 4-like
Exons: 3
Coding region: 1-504 (167 amino acids)
Biological process (GO): N-acylphosphatidylethanolamine metabolic process
Cellular component (GO): cytoplasm
Molecular function (GO): A2-type glycerophospholipase activity; glycerophospholipid phospholipase A1 activity
Source: RefSeq, a predicted model, not a curated record